Messenger RNA from Toxoplasma gondii ME49, 2214 nucleotides. RefSeq lists its product as hypothetical. Gene Ontology annotation, molecular function: peptidyl-prolyl cis-trans isomerase activity. Bases 1 to 2214 code for a protein of 737 amino acids. The record is from RefSeq and is a predicted model, not a curated record. Lineage: Eukaryota; Apicomplexa; Conoidasida; Eucoccidiorida; Sarcocystidae. The transcript is spliced from 8 exons.
AUGCCGGCGUUAUCGUCCACUAUUUGUCCUCGCGUAGCUCGAUCGGCUGCUUCUCUCUUUCUUCUGUUAUUCCUUAUCGAGAGCUCAUUCAGAUACGUCGGCUCUUUGCGAGGGUGUGAGGCCCUCAGUUGGUCUUCUUCUCAUCUUCUUCCCCAGUCCAGAUCUGAUUCGUUCCUCUUCAACAAAGCCUUUCGGUGGAAAGGCAGGAAACAACCCAGCCCUCGGACUUCUUCCCUUCCAUCUGCUCUCCUCACUUGUGCCCCAGGCUCUUGCUUCCUCUCUUCUGUCGUGAACUCUCAGCUCUCUUCUUCUUCUUCUUCUCUCCCUUCUUCUUCUUCUUCUUCUUCACUUGCUUCGUUCUCUGUGUCUCCUCUUUGCGGCGUCGCUCCGCACCGUGAGCCUAGGCCAGCAAGCGCGACGGCGGAGGGUCUCUCUUUUCGUUCUUGUUUUUCUUCCGGUCGAUUUCCUUCUCCCCGGUUCCCGUCUGUGUCUUCGUUUCUAUUUCCUUCUUCUUCUGUCUCUCCUUCUUUCUCGUCUUCCUCGUGGUCUUCUUCUGCUCAGUCUUCGCCUUCUCUUUUUUUCCUGUCUGCCUCCCCUGUCUCUGCUCUUCUUGCACAGUCUGCUGUCUCUUCGUCUUAUGCACUGCCAUGGUUGUCUUCUUCCUCGCGCUCCCCUUCCGCCGUGUCGGCGCUCUCGACUCCGACGACUCCAGUCACUCCUCUCCCCUUUGCUUUGUUCAAGGAGGCAAACACCUGGGUCGAGUCUCUAAUAGCUUCGCACAUCGUUCAACUUCAGAGACGAGGUCGACGCAAUGAGCCUCCUCGCGAAGGGCCGUCGCUCAACUGGGAUCUCCUUGCUGACGGUCGAAUUUUAAAAAGACAAAUCGAGGGAGGCGAAGGAACUCUCUAUCCGAAUCCUCAAACGAAUGUGACUGUCGAAUUCUCUCUCCACACCCUCUCGGGGUUCAAGAUCGCAGACACCCGCGCUCUCAACACCACGAUGAUGGAGUUUCCUUUUGCCGAUGCCAUGCCGGGCAUGCAAAUCGCCCUCGCGAGCAUGCGCAAGCUGGAGAGGUCCGUUUUUCUCCUCAGCCCAGAAAUGGGCCUUCCCCUCGACUUCUCUGUCGACCUCGAUCUGUCUGGAAGAGAAGAGAGCUGCAUGCGAAGAGAAGACGAACCAGAUCUCCCGCCAGCGCUGCGAGGGCGAGGGCGAGAGGAACUGCAGCAGAGGAAAAACGAGGAAAGUCCAACUAGUUUCACUGUCAAAGGCGGCGAGUGGCUUGCAUUCGAUCUCACUCUGUGUAACAUCUAUGACCGCCAUCGACCGUGGUGGCGCAUUUCUCCGGAUAUGGAAUUUCUGAAGAACCUCCCUGUGGAGCACAUUCCGGGCAACAUGACCCAUGACGAGUGGCUAGAAUAUAAGGCAGACCAAGUGCGAGACAAGAUCCAGGACGAAAUGAGCACCAACCCCGCGAGUCCGUACUGGGAAGACAUCGAGCCCGCGAUGAACGACAUGCAACGCGAGAGAGUUCAGAACUACACGGCACGACUCUACGGGCUCGACAAACCGCAAGACCCGCGCAGGGACGGAAGCCGCGGCUUUCGCGAUAGCGUCUUGGGUCGCUCGGGGGGCAUGCGUCACGGCUGUGAAAUGGGAGACAGGAUGAUGGGCAGGUCCAAGCACUACGUGUGGAGAGAAAGCAUGUUCAACUUCGAGAUUGUCCUCUUUCUCCGAGACGGAAUUCGCGCCGAGCACAUCACCUGGGAUAUCACCAGCAAGCGCCUCGACAUCUUUAUCGGUGGGAACCGGGUUUUCGGCGAUGAAUUCGUUCACUCUGUAGACCACGGUGAAGGAGCAACGUGGACACUGACAGAGGCUGCUGCCAAGCAAGAGGCAGUGCCUCUGUCAGAGCUUCACGCGUUGUACGCUUCUGCGCCUCUCGAAGUACCGACGCGGCUUGAUCUCCCAGAUGCUCCGUUACAAAGCGCUCCGAGAACGACGCCGGGAACACCUGCUUACGAAUUUCCCCAGCCGCAGCCGAUAGGCCAAUUACCUGAAGAGGCAACAAGUUACACAUGCCCGACGCUCUUGUCGACUCUCAAGGGGCAACUCGAAGAUCUGAAGCUGCCUCUGCAUCAGCCGGCGAUGCACAUUCAUCUCCCGAAAGCAAGCAGCUGGAGAGAAAUGUGGGGGAAUCCCUUCAAAUUUGUUUGA